CGUGGCUGCUCACCGAGCGGGUCCAGAGACGGUGGACGACCGGUACCGGAUGUCACCCAGUGAAAUAAGGGUUCUGCUGCUGAUCCUGGGUUCUCUGGCCGCAGACUCCGCACUCGGUGAUCCGUGUGUAACCCACACCGUCCUGGAUCAGCCCUGGAGGAGCACAGAUUGUUCCAGCACUGAGUGCACUGGCCGAUGGAUGGAUGAUGGAGAUCUUGUGGUGGGAUGGUACAGAUUUAACAGUUCCGGCGGACGGAAGAUUCCUGAGACUGUCGUUCCAGUGAAUCACUGCUCCGGGGAGAGAGCGGGCUGGUUAAACGGUUCCCAUCCCAGUGUGGGAGAGGGGGAGGUGACCAGGACCGUCUGCUUCACCUGGGACGGAAACACCUGCUACUGGAACCGGGAGAUCAGGGUGAAAAACUGCUCCGGUUACUUUGUGUGUCGGCUGAAGCCGUCACUCGACGGUCACUCUGUGUAUUGUACAGAUCGCCAGACUUCUGGAGGUGAAGGACACACAGGAUCAUCAACUAGAGAGUCCCCCCCAGGGACCGCCCCCUGCCCCAGUGGGGGAGACACCCCCAGGUGCGGCAGGUGCUGAGAGAGAAGCUCCCCUGCAGGUACCUCCAUCCCCAAGGCACAGGGCAAAGCACCGGGAACGACCAGAAGAAGGAAGGGAACUGAGCCGGAGCAGCCCGGAUCGGGAACACCCAACACCUCACGUGAUCGGCUCCCCACCCACACCCACCCACACACAGGGGCAGUAGUCUGUCCCCUAAAACACCACGCACUGCAGCACCUCACCAAGGCUCCUUCGGCUGCACCUUCCAAACCCACCACCUCUGCCAGCUGGAAGGACACGGGCAGCAGAAGCACAGGGACACCACUGCCUGCACGUUGCCCUCCAAACCUCACACCGUCCUGACUUGGAAAUAUCUCGCCAUUCCCUCACUGUCGCUGGGUCCAAGUCCUGGAACUCCCUCCCUGACACCUCGUGGGUCCACCCACAUCUCAAGGUCUGCAGUGGUUCAAGGUCAGGUCAUCACCUUGUCAGGGACAACUGUCGAUGGACAAUUAAUGCUGCUCAGCCUGCGAAGCCCAUGUCCCCGGAACAUA
Pristis pectinata (smalltooth sawfish) is the source of this 1113-nucleotide messenger RNA. RefSeq names its product pancreatic secretory granule membrane major glycoprotein GP2-like. The transcript is spliced from 7 exons. The record is from RefSeq and is a predicted model, not a curated record. Bases 50 to 598 code for a protein of 182 amino acids. Lineage: Eukaryota; Metazoa; Chordata; Chondrichthyes; Rhinopristiformes; Pristidae.